AUGUCUCUACCAACUACUAUGAAGGCCGUCGUUAUUGAUGGUAAGAAUGCUAUAGUCAAGAGCGGUCUACCUCUGCCAAAUUUACCAAAUGGUUCAGUUAUGAUUAAAACAAUGACUGUCGGUGGUAACCCAACAGAUUGGAAACAUAUUGAGUAUGGUUUAGGACCACAAGGUUCUAUUGAAGGUUGUGAUGUUGCUGGUGAAAUUGUCCAAAUGACUCCAGAUGUCGACAAUUCUAAAUUUCACUUAGGUGAUUUUGUGUAUGGAUUUGUUCAUGGUGCUUCUGUUAGAGCUCCAGAUAAUGGAGCUUACGCAGAGUAUGUGGCUUUAGACUCUAAAUUAGCAUUCACAGCCCCAAAGACUCUAAGUUUCAGCAAGAAAGAAAUUAUUCAACCGGGUGCUAUUACUACCUACGAAGCUGCUGCAUCCAUCCCUUGCGCUUGGACCACUGCAGGUGGCUCUUUAUUCCAUCAUUUCAAUAUGAAGUAUGAUUGGGAAGCAAAAGAACCACAACAUAAAUUCCCGAUUUUAAUUUGGGGUGGUGCCUCUGUCUUGGGUCAAUCUUUGAUUCAACUGGCCAAAAAGUAUCAUGGUUACUCUAAGAUUGUUGUUGUUGCUUCAAAGAAACAUGAGGCUCAAUUGAAAGCUUAUGGUGCCGAUGACGUAUUCGAUUAUCAUGAUAAAGACGUAAUUCAACAGAUCAAAGGUAAGUAUCCAAACAUUCCGCAUCUAUUAGACUUGGUUUCUACAAAGAAUACUUUAGAACAAGUUUACCAAUGUGCUUCAGACUCUGAGGAAUCUACUGUCUUAAACUAUUAUGGUCUUAACAUUGAAAGUAUCAGUGAUGAGAUUAAAAGAGACAAUAUCAAAAUCGUUAAUACUUUUAUUUACUUCUCUCUAGGUUUCGAUUUACCUCUAGGUGGUAAUGUCUUGAAGUAUGAUCCAAAAUACAGAGAAGAUAUUAUAAAGUUUAUCUCAGAAAUUAAUCCAAGACUUUACAAUGGUGAUUUUAUCCACCCACCAAUUAAAGUCUAUAACAAUGGUUUAGAAGAUACUAUUCAAAUAAUGAAGGAUUUGGAAGCUGGUAAGGCCUCUGGUGAAAAGUUUGUGGCUGUAUUCCAUUGA
This is a messenger RNA of Maudiozyma saulgeensis, 1125 nucleotides long. The record is from the annotation of a GenBank genome assembly. NCBI's taxonomy places the organism in Eukaryota, Fungi, Ascomycota, Saccharomycetes, Saccharomycetales, Saccharomycetaceae.